CUAGAACCUACCCAUGCAUCUGAUGCUGUCUGCGACCAACAACCCUCGCCAGCUUACUCUCGGACAAACAAUGGUGUUUUACUUUACGAGCAGAUGUAUAUCCCCCGAAGGCACCUGUUGUCCCAGCCAGCAGACAGCCAUCUAGUUAACAAUUCAUACUUUGUACUUUGUACAAAGUAGCAGCCAUGUGCAUGACGUCACGGAAAUCUAGGCUUCGACCUUCGACCUUCAGACUAAUCCUCCAUGUGGAUUCCGUCUCUCUGGUUUUAGUAGCCCAGUUCUCAAUAUAUGCAAUCAAAUUCGUGCCAUUCAAAUGUCACCUGCAAAAAGUGGGUUCGCCCUCGUGACCCCGGCUUCGAAAGGACUGGGAUUCGCCUUUGCGCGACAGCUGCUGUCCAACACGGACCUCCCCGUUAUUGCGACUGCGCGGAGAGACACCGGACAGCUCCGUAAAAUCUUACUGGAUCAAGUCAAUGAUGAGACUGGAAAGGCAGAGGAGAGGCUAAGAGUCUUUGAAGUUGACGUGACUGAUGAGGCAACCAUACACGCCAUGGCAGCACAGAUACGAGAAGAGUUUCCACAGACUUCCCUGCGUAUUGCAAUCACCGUACCUGGCGUUUUGCACGUGGAGAAGUCUCCGACACAAAUUGAUGCUGCCAAUGCUCUGCAUAGCUUUCAAGUCAAUGCUCUCGGUCCUAUGCUUCUUAUGAAGCACUUGGCACCUUUUUUGCCAACGAAGUCGUCUGCAAUCUUUGCGGACGAAUCUCUGUCGGCACAUGUACAGCGGCCGUGGAGACUUCCAUCGCAUGCGAUCUACGCGAUGAUGGCCGCACGAGUUGGGUCCAUAUCGGAUAAUGCAACAGGGGGCUGGUAUUCAUACCGUGCUAGCAAAGCCUCCGUCUUUCAGCUGACCAAAACUUUCGAUCUGUAUUUGCGGUCACGCAGCAGAGACCGAGCUUUUGCGGUGGCGUUGCAUCCCGGGACAGUCCAGACUGAUUUCACGAAAGAUUACUGGGAUGGCAGACACAUGCUGCAGCCAGAAGAAUCUGCGGUGAAGCUAUUACAGCAUCUCUGUGGUAUGCAGACCGGUGACUCCGAUGGGCGGGGCCGCUGUUGGGAUUGGAAGGGAGAGGAGGUUCUGCCUUGAAAGAUGUGGAUGAUAAAAUAGAAAAUGCAUGCCUUGGUCUUUGUGCGCCAUGUAUCGGACCGAUUUCCUUGACACAUUUGUGAUUUCAUUCAUUUCUCUUUUUAAUCUCGUAUGUGGAGUUGUGGUCACUCAAGGUGGGGAGAGCGAUUCAUGAGAGACGGUUGAGAUGAAUAGCACAAUGCUUGAGAGUGCAACAAUUUUGGACACAGUGGGCCACGGAAAGCACCUUAAUUAUCUUAGUGCGUAUUUUGGUUUUAAGGCACCGACAGCAGGCUGCAUGCAGG
This is a messenger RNA of Aspergillus vadensis CBS 113365, 1431 nucleotides long. RefSeq names its product short-chain dehydrogenase/reductase. The transcript is spliced from 3 exons. Lineage: Eukaryota; Fungi; Ascomycota; Eurotiomycetes; Eurotiales; Aspergillaceae. The coding region runs from base 314 to 1147 and encodes 277 amino acids. The record is from RefSeq and is a predicted model, not a curated record.